Messenger RNA from Parastagonospora nodorum SN15, 1167 nucleotides. RefSeq lists its product as hypothetical. The transcript is spliced from 2 exons. The record is from RefSeq and is a predicted model, not a curated record. Gene Ontology annotation, biological process: polyketide biosynthetic process. The coding region runs from base 1 to 1167 and encodes 388 amino acids. Gene Ontology annotation, molecular function: acyltransferase activity, transferring groups other than amino-acyl groups. Lineage: Eukaryota; Fungi; Ascomycota; Dothideomycetes; Pleosporales; Phaeosphaeriaceae.
AUGAAGUUGAACCGCGUCACACAGAUCAAAUCUAGGCAGGCCAAUUUAGACAUCAGCAGCGAUACCAAAGGCGACGCAACACCUCCUUCCAUUGAUCAGCUGUCACAGAUAUUCCAACGCGAUGGUGUACAGCUUGCGGCUUCAGCAUGCUCGAAGGCUAUGACGGAGGCGAACCUACACCCCGGCGAAGUAACCCACGUCGUGGCGGUCACUUGCACCGAUCAAAGUAACCCGGGGUACGACCUGCUCGUCUGCAAGACUCUGAAGCUCCACCCAGGUGUACAGAGAACCCUCCUACACGGAGUUGGUUGUGCAGGAGGGCUAUCAGCACUUCGCGCCGCCGCGAACAUUGCUGCAGCCGAGUCCCAACGAGGAAGACCUGCUCGUGUGCUUGUCAUGGCAUGUGAGCUCUGCAGUCUUUUCCUGAAGGCCGAGCUCCAUGCAGCUAGUUGCGACGAAAAGUUACACAUCGCCCCCGCACUCUUCUCAGACGCCGCCGCUGCACUGGUAGUAUGCAACCAGUCGGCUCUUAUGCGAGACCAGAAACCGAUAUAUGAGUUGCAAGAGUGUGGAAGCAUGCUCGUUCCGAAUACGACGCAAUACAUGUCGUACGACAUCACUGCCAAGGGCAUGAUCGCCUCGAUAACGAAAGAAGUGCCCAAGACAGCUGUCAGCGCGAUACAACCCAUGUUCGACCAACUCCGCAAACAAAUAUGUGCAACGCACAACAAACAAGACCCACCUCGGACCCCAACGGCGCCUUCGGACUUUGACUGGGCCGUCCAUCCAGGUGGCGCCGCGAUUCUGCAAGGCGCGCAACAAGCCAUGGGUCUCGCCGAAGAUCACAUCCGCGCGUCGCUCGAGAUAUACCGUUCGUACGGCAAUUCUUCAAGCCCGACUGUGCUCAUCGUGCUGGAUCAGCUGCGUCGCAUGGGACAAGGCCGGGACAAUGUUAUUGCCACUAGUUUUGGACCCGGCAUGAUGAUCGAGAUGUGUAUGCUGAAGAGGUGUCGUCAUGUGGAUGUUACACCUCGCUUGAAGACUCAGGUCAAGAAAGAGGAUAUGUGGCAGGCUCUGCAGUUCAAGUUGGCGAGGCUGAUGAAGUGGCAUAUCGCGUUGGAUGAUCCGAGAAGGGCGAAGCGCGAACAUGGUUUGGUUGUGUUGUAA